Molecule: messenger RNA, 843 nt
Organism: Musa acuminata subsp. malaccensis (wild Malaysian banana)
Lineage: Eukaryota; Viridiplantae; Streptophyta; Magnoliopsida; Zingiberales; Musaceae
Product: protein LURP-one-related 8
Source: RefSeq, a predicted model, not a curated record
AAAUGGCUGGACUAGAACAGGUAUCACCGGAUGACGAGGAAGGUCCACCCGAACGCCGCCGCUCCGGCUCGCGAGCCCCCGAGGAUCGCCUCCUGUUGUGGCGGCGAUGAUGCGUGGGGGAAGGAUAGCGCCGCGGUGUUGACGGUGUGGCGGAAGUCGCUGCUGUUCAGUUGCAGUGGGUUCACGGUCUUCGAUGCCAAGGGCGACUUGGUGUUCCGAGUCGAAACCUACGGAUCGGGGACCGCGGGGGAGCUCGUGCUCAUGGAUGCCGCCGGGAAGCCGUUGCUCACCCUGCGAAGAAAGAGGCUGAGUCUCGGGGAGAACUGGCUAAUCUACGACGGGGAGGACGCCGGUAACCCACUGUACUCCGUCAGGAAGCACGUGAACCUCCGGCGCUGCAAGGCCCUCGCGCAUGUGACCCCUUGCGGCAGCGACGGCUGUGGAGGGUAUGAGGUGGAGGGGUCGUACUCGCGGCGGAGCUGCACCGUCUUUGACGACCGGGGGCGCGCCGUGGCGGAGGUCCAGCAAAAGGAGGCCGUCGGCGGCGUGGCCUUCGGCGGAGAGGUCUUUCGGCUGGUGGUCCAGCCGGAUAUGAACGCGUGCCUCGCCAUGGCCGUCCUCAUCGUCCUCGAUCAGAUGUUCGGAUCGAGAUCCUAAGCUACCGAUCAUGGCCGUCAGACUCCUCUCUUCUCUUCCCGGCUCCUGCACCGGCUCAAAGGUCCUUUUUGUUCUUUUCUUUUUUGUGUGUAGAAAAUUGGGCCAUUUAUUGAACCAUAGUUUUGGGCUAACUAAAAUGUAAAUGUAAAUAAUUCCAUUAAAAUAAAUGAAAAUUUGGAAUAAGCA